This is a messenger RNA of Mytilinidion resinicola, 1728 nucleotides long. RefSeq lists its product as uncharacterized. The transcript has 2 exons. The coding region runs from base 1 to 1728 and encodes 575 amino acids. Lineage: Eukaryota; Fungi; Ascomycota; Dothideomycetes; Mytilinidiales; Mytilinidiaceae. The record is from RefSeq and is a predicted model, not a curated record.
AUGUCUUGCUUCCAGCUUCAGAAUGUUCUCGGCAAGACACCAGAAUUACGCUUCUGGCACAGCAGAGGGGCGAUUACUGAUCGCCUUACUUUUGACAACGAUGGGGGGCAACUAUAUAGCAGUGGCAGUUCACAUUGGCGGCUAUGCGACGACGGCGCGUGCGAUCUCAAAGAUAAGGAGCUUAACCAUAAACUUAUCUUUGGAACGAGACGGGCGACCUCCUUUCUCCUAACGGACAACUCUCGAUUCACCGACUGGCCCAAUAACCGGGAUCAUACUGGAUGCAAUUACCUGGCGAUUCUAGCAUUUGCCUGGGCUUACAUUCUAUCAGCCAAAUGGGUAGAGAUGCAGACGCCUGUAAAUGCAAAGUCAGGUCCUCGUAGUCAGAUACAAUAUCAGAAUUGGUGGGAGAAGGAACACAACGACAAUUCUCCUGAAGAGAUUGCAGUAGAUCUUGGCUGUCUCUGCGACGAUGCGGCACAGUGGUGGGCCGCAGUAAUAGCUCAAGCGUGGACUGCUACGAGUGUAAUUCAUGGUGGGGUUUAUCUGUCUCCCUGGUCCGUUCGAAUCUCUAAUAACCAGAGGUUCAAGCUUCAAAGAACUUCAAGCAACCUCCAUCCCUCAUCGCAAUUAGCUCCACCAUCAUCCGACAAAGCCUUACAAUUUCUACAAGACUUGUGUGUCACUUACGACAUCCACGACCAGGGUUUAGCAGCUCUCGCCAUGGCCUUACUAUUCCCAACCCUUGGCAACAAGGCGGAUACGUCACUUCCCCGACCUCGUUGUUCCAACAUUUCUCCUCCGGGCUCUACCACGAAGCCUCAAGGUUUUGUACAUCAGUCUAUUUUGGAAGAAUACGAUCGUCUUCCUUACUAUAUGACGCUAAGUUGCAAUCCGCGAGGAGUGCUUGCGCUCCUUGGCGGGCCAUUUUUUGAUCAGACAAUAGAGUGUAACGUUGUAAGCCCGUGGCUGGAACCAAUUUUUUCUAUCAUCAACAAAUGUGACCACCAGAAAUUAGUCGCAAUUAUGGCGAAACGACAGCCUUCCCUCGCUCCUCUAUGGCUAGGUGCUGCUAUCCUCGGCCUUGAAAAACGUGUUCUACAAAUGGCCCGGUCAGGCACACCUCCCGUAGAUCUCCAUGCUGGAGCUUGGACAGCAACGACUCAUUCAUUUAUCAGUCUUAGUCCAUCCCAGCCUAUUUUUAGAAACGAGAUAAGCCGUGCAGAUGAAUGUCGUAUGCUCUUCCUAACUGGAUCCGACCACGAUAAGGCUCCGAUAUGUCCUUGGCAGCCUUUUGGUAACACACGGAUUUGUGACACUGACAUUGAGGUCCAAGGACACAUUCACUGCGGACAUAGAUUGGAAUAUGUCGGAUGGAAAUGGGACCUGACUGGACGUAAAGGUGUUAUUGACGAAGGAUACAAUAUUCAAACCACGAGGAGGUCUGAUUGGGCAAUCCCUCAGCCUAUAUUAUUGGAAAUACCGUCACGCAUAACCCUUAAAUCCGACGUUGCGUCAAAGGUAGCGACACGGGGUAUCUUCUCCUGGUUAAGGGCAGACGGCUGGCCCGCAUCUGAGGUAAACAUUCGCACCCAUGAGUGGUUUGAUCUUGGAGAGUCCGACGAAGAGUUAGAUAGCGGUGGCGCAUCUGAUGUCGAACAGGAGGGAGUCUGUGAGCGCAUUAAAGAAUGGCAAAAGGGACUAGCCGUCUAUGGGUAUCUACUGUAG